UUUUGUUUUUAAAAGAAGAUUGUGUUUAUACAAGGCCUUACAAUACAGCUAGAAUUCAAGAAAAUGACCCUUUCUGAAAGAAAAGACAGUUUAACAAGCAUUUGGAAAACUUUGGACUAUCCAAUGAUUAUGGCAUCAAGAAACAUCUGCUGUGUGAGAAGGAACUUUCUCUUUGAUUUAAGAGGUUGGAUGCUCCAAUAUUCAGCAGAAAUUUUCCUCAAGUCAAUUCCAUUCAGGCUGUUUAAUGUGGAAUGCAACAGUAAAGGCAAGGAGUCUUUGGAGAAUAAGGACCUACUGAACAACUUGCUCAACAUGGGAGUUGAUAUUGACAGGGCAAGGAGACGACAGCCUGGAGUGUUUAACAGGGCUGUUACGAAUGAGCAGGAGCUGAAGAUAUUCCUUCUAUCCAAAGGAGCUAGUGACACAGUGAUUGGUAGCAUCAUAUCAAGAUAUCCACGAGCCAUAACACGCACUCCUGAAAGUCUUUCAAAACGAUGGGAACUGUGGAGAAAGAUUAUGGCAUCAGACCUUGAAAUUGUGAAUAUUUUGGAGCGUUCUCCUGAAUCCUUUUUUCGGUCUAAUGACAACCUAAACUUAGAAAAUAAUAUAAAGUUCCUCUGCUCUGUUGGAUUGACUCAUAAAUGCCUCUGCCGACUGCUGACCAAUGCUCCCAGAACCUUCUCCAACAGUCUGAAUUUGAAUAAACAAAUGGUUAAAUUUUUGCAGGAGACCAGUAGAUCCUUAGGUCACAAUGAUCCCACAGAUUUUGUCAGAAAGAUAAUUUCUAAAAAUCCUUCCAUCUUAAUUCAGAGUACCAAACGUGUGAAAACUAACAUUGAAUUUUUACAGUCAACUUUCAACUUAAACAAAGAGGACCUGCUGCUUCUGAUAUGUGGCCCAGGAGCUAGAGUCUUAGACCUUUCCAAUGACUGUACCAAAAAAAACUACACAAACAUCAAAAAGAGGCUGCUUUCUCUUGGACACACCGAGGAGGAGAUACAGAGGUUUGUCCUAAGCUAUCUGAAUAUGAUCUUCCUGUCAGAGAAAAAAUUUAAUGAUAAAAUAGACUGCCUUAUAGAAGAAAAAAUUAGUAUGUCACAAAUAAUUGAAAAUCCAAGGGUGUUAGACUCCAGCAUAAAUACUUUAAAAACCCGCAUCAGAGAGUUGUCACAUGCUGGGUAUGACUUGAGCACAUCCAGCAUUGCUCUGCUAUCCUGGAGUCAGAGAAGAUACGAAGCUAAACUGAAGAGACUGAGUGGAUAGGACAGUAUGGGAGGAGUCACAGGGAACCGGACUAGUGCACCACUGGUUCCAGCAGACUUUUCAAACAAGAGAGUUUUUUCUUUUUUUAAUAUAUUUUUUUAUUUUAAAAUUUUUUUAAAUAAAUAUUUAAAAAUA
This is a messenger RNA of Grammomys surdaster, 1398 nucleotides long. It is a transcript of the gene Mterf1, whose product is annotated as mitochondrial transcription termination factor 1. The record is from RefSeq and is a predicted model, not a curated record. Lineage: Eukaryota; Metazoa; Chordata; Mammalia; Rodentia; Muridae. Gene Ontology annotation, cellular component: mitochondrial matrix. Gene Ontology annotation, molecular function: double-stranded DNA binding. The coding region runs from base 64 to 1263 and encodes 399 amino acids. The transcript is spliced from 2 exons. Gene Ontology annotation, biological process: regulation of DNA-templated transcription; termination of mitochondrial transcription.